Didymodactylos carnosus is the source of this 690-nucleotide messenger RNA. Lineage: Eukaryota; Metazoa; Rotifera; Eurotatoria; Philodinida; Philodinidae. The record is from the annotation of a GenBank genome assembly.
AUGUUAUCUGGGUAUCAUAUGGAUUUAGCCAUGAGUUCUAAAUCUUCUGUUGUUCACUUUUUAGAGGGAAAAUGUUACGAGGUCGUAUUUACUACUUAUAACGGCUUAUAUCGGUAUCGAACAGACGAUAUUAUACGAAUAGUCGGACGUUACUAUGAAUUGCCAACAUUUGAACUGACCGGAAGACGUAAUCAGUUUUUACGUAUCGCCGGUGAAAUGGUUAGUGAAACAAUGUUACGUCGAACAAUUGAUUCUCUUCUGUCUGAAGAAUCUACAAAAUUGUUCCUCAGUCACGACGAUGAAGAGAAGAAGGAGGAAUGUCCGCCGCAGUACUGUGCGUUUAUUGAUUUGUCAAAAUCACCAGCAUGCUAUGCUCUCGGUAUUGAAGUUGAAGAUGAUUGUGCGGAGAGUAAGAGCGAAGAAGAAAUGACGACUUAUGGUAGGAAACUUUGUGAUCACUUUGACAGAAAACUACAAGAAAAUGAUUAUAGUUAUCGUAAAUGCCGUUCGGAACAUCGUAUAUCAUCACCAACGUUGUACUUGUUGAAAGAAGAUGUUCUCACAACAGGAAUCCGUAAUAUGAAGUUGAGACGUGGUAGCGGUGGUGCACAGAAAUCAAAUCAGAUUAAAUCAAAGUUGAAUUUGAUUGUGUUAGAUGCAGAAUUAAAUUCAACACAGGUUGGAGAGUGA